Messenger RNA from Rhizopus microsporus ATCC 52813, 1475 nucleotides. RefSeq lists its product as uncharacterized. Gene Ontology annotation, cellular component: vacuolar membrane. Gene Ontology annotation, biological process: amino acid transmembrane transport. The coding region runs from base 50 to 1384 and encodes 444 amino acids. Gene Ontology annotation, molecular function: amino acid transmembrane transporter activity. The transcript has 3 exons. The record is from RefSeq and is a predicted model, not a curated record. Lineage: Eukaryota; Fungi; Mucoromycota; Mucoromycetes; Mucorales; Rhizopodaceae.
UCUUUUAUAAAUUUCCAACAAAUUUAAAACUUGCAUUACAUUUGAUUUGAUGGGCAAUCAAGAAAUCGAAAAAUAUACUACCACCCCCUCUUCUGCUCACAGCUAUACCGAGAGUAUCAAAAUAGAAGAGAGAGCUAUCGAUACUUAUGACGAAGAUAAUCAAUCUACCGUAAAUGAGUUUGGUCAUGGAACUGGUAAUUUCAUGACAGCCUUCUUUAAUGUCACAUGUGUUGUCGCUGGUACCGGUACUCUGGGUCUUCCCCACGCAUUCGCACUUGGUGGCUGGCUUGGUAUUCUCAUCAUGAUGCUAGCUUACGCAAUGUCCGUUUACAGCGGUACUGUCUUGAUCCGUUGCUUAUACUAUAAGCCUGGCCAACGUCUUCAUGACUACAAGGCCGUAGGAACUGCUGCCUUUGGCUGGUACGGAAAAACAGCUGCUGCUGUGCUUCACUUCCUCAAUUUGUUUGGUUGUCCUGCUCUUUACCUGGUCUUGGCUGCUGGCAACUUGAAAUACCUCCUUGCCAAUACCAGCGCUGCACUUGACACUACCAAAUGGGCAUGUAUUAUCGGUACUGUAUUGCUUGUUCCUUCAUUGAUUGCCAAAACACUGAAAGAAGUUACUGCGCUUUCUGCUUUGGGCGCCAUCUGUACAAUGAUUGCCGUAUUUGUUGUCGUUAUCGAAGCUCCCAUAGACCGUCAUGCACAUCCUGAAAAAAUUGUCCGAACUGACUCUGUCAUCUGGGCUGGUUUUCCUUCCUCACUUGCUACCAUUGCCUUUUCUUAUGGUGGCAUCAACACUUAUCCUCACGUUGAGCAUGCUUUGAAGAAGCCUCAUCAAUGGAAAUGGGCUGUCUUUGCUGGUAUGACUGCCUGUACUGCCCUCUAUAUGCUCACUGCUAUCCCCGGUUACUGGGCCUAUGGUCGUGAUACUGUAUCUCCUGUUUACAACUCCCUCCCUAAUGGUCCCGGCAGAAUGACUGCAGUGAUUGUAAUGACCAUCCAUGUUAUCCUCGCUAUUCCAAUUUAUACCACUUCAUUCUCACUCGAAAUGGAAAAGUGGGGUAACAUCACCGACGAAAGAGUUGGCAAGUUUAAGGCCUGGAUUGCUCGUGCUGUGAUCCGUACUGCCUGUAUGGCUGUCUUAGUUAUCUUGGCCAUCUUUGUGCCUUUCUUUGACGAUUUUAUGAGUCUGAUCGGUGCAUUGUCCAACUGUGGCCUUGUCUUCCUUCUGCCCGUCCUCUGUUAUCUCAAACUUACUGGCGUCCGUAACAAGCCAUGGUACGAACUCGCAUUCUGUGCGCUCACUCUGUUACUCGGUAUUGUUGGCUGUGUCUUUGGUACGAUUGAUGCUAUCAAGGCCCUUGUUUACGAUUUCCGUAAAUAAUUCUCCCCCUAUAAUAUAUACAUAUACUUUAAAUCAUCUUUACACGCUAUAUAUAGUAAUUUAGAUUCUUAUUAUACUGUAAAUACGAAAG